Molecule: messenger RNA, 1093 nt
Organism: Gamsiella multidivaricata
Lineage: Eukaryota; Fungi; Mortierellomycota; Mortierellomycetes; Mortierellales; Mortierellaceae
Product: WD40-repeat-containing domain protein
Exons: 7
Coding region: 31-1005 (324 amino acids)
Biological process (GO): mRNA export from nucleus
Cellular component (GO): THO complex part of transcription export complex
Molecular function (GO): protein binding
Source: RefSeq, a predicted model, not a curated record
CCCCCCCUCCACAGGACUCAAUAGAUCACGAUGCAAUACGUACGGACACCACAGAUGGAUCAGACGAUCGCAAGGUUCCCGACGUUAAGCACGCGCGAAUACAGGGCCCACAAGGCCAAUGUCCAUACAGUCGGCUGGAACUCGGAUGGUAGGAGACUAGCCUCAGGAUCCGUUGAUAAGACGGCCCGUGUCUGGGCUCCAGAGAGAACUUCAGAUCCUCGUAGCUCACAGGAAUUGCGCGGACAUACCGACAGCGUGGAUCAACUCGUCUGGGAUCCUACGCAUCCCGAUCAUCUUGCCACAGCCAGCUGCGACAGAACCGUUCGUAUCUGGGACGCACGAUCUGCAAAAAGCAUUCACAAGAUCGAUACCAGCGGACAGAAUAUCAACAUCAGCUGGAGUCCGAACGGUCAAAGCAUCGCGGUUGGAAACAAGGACGACAUGAUCAGCUUUAUUGACACACGAACCUUCAAAAUCGAACAAACCGUCCAGUUCAAGGUCGAGGUCAACGAGAUCAGCUGGAACCCAACAGGGAAUUUGUUCCUCUUGACCACCGGACAGGGAACCGUCAAGGUCUUGAGUUAUCCAUCCAUGAAGGAACUCCAUGCUCUUGAGGCCCAUACCGCGAAUUGUUAUUGCUUAGAAUUUGAUCCGCGUGGAAGAUAUCUGGCUACUGGAAGCGCAGAUGCUCUUGUCAACCUAUGGGAUCUGGAAGAAUACAUUUGCGUACGGACAUUUGGAAAGCUAGAUUGGCCUAUUCGAACCAUCAGUUUCAGCUUUGAUGGCGAGUUCCUAGCCUCUGCCUCGGAAGAUCUUGCCAUCGACAUUUCCCUAGUCGAGACCGGUGAAUCCGUCCAUACGAUCGCAUGCUCUGCAGCCAUGAACACAGUGGCCUGGCAUCCAAGCAAGUACCUGCUCGCCUAUGCUGGCGAUGAGCAAGAGUCAAGACCGGGCGGUGGGUCCGUCAUGCUAGGAAAUCUGCGCGUAUUUGGCUUCAGCGGUUGAUCCACGUUUUUGCACAGAAAGCAAGCAGGCACUCUUCAUUAGAAAACUUCAGCUGAUAAAAUGUACAUGUACAAUAUACUUUCAACAU